CAAACAUUCAUGUGGUGCCCAACACCCUCAUGAUUGUUGGUCUGGCUUCUUUGGGUAUCAACUACUUUGCUUCAAAGAUCUGUCAGGAUGCUCUGGAUGCUGGCCAAUUUCCUCGCUGGAAGAACUUCCUGAAGCCAUAUUUUGCCAUCUCUUCUUUCUUCACUGUCCUCAUGCUGCUCGCAGUCAUCAUGAGCUUUGCAAUGACAGGCAGUCUGGAGUUUUCCCUGAAGGUUGGCCUGAGGAAUGGCAUCCGUUUCUACAAGGAUACAGACACCCCAGGCCGCUGUUUCCAGAAACAGAACAUUGACUACCUGCAGAUGGCUUUUGAGUGCUGUGGAAACAACGACUUCAGGGACUGGUUUGAAGUCCAAUGGAUCAGCAACAGAUACCUUGAUUUCAACUCUAAGGAAGUGAAAGACCGCAUCAAAAGCAAUGUGGACGGCCGUUACUUGGUCGAUGGAGUCCCAUUUAGUUGCUGCAACCCUACCUCUCCACGGCCUUGCAUCCAGUAUCAGCUCACCAACAACACUGCUCACUAUAACUAUGACUACCAAACUGAAGAGCUCAACAUCUACCUCCGAGGCUGCAGAGAGGCCCUGGUCAACUACUACAUGGGACUGAUGAAUACCAUUGGUACUGCAGUGCUGUCAGUCUUCCUCUUACAGGGAUCUGUGCUGGUCAGCUUGCGGUUCCUGCAGACCUCAAUGGAGGCAGUGGCAGGGCAGGAAAACACUGAGAUUGAGACAGAGGGCUACUUGCUGGAGAAAGGAGUAAAAGAAACCGUCAUGGAGUUUGUCGACCCUUUAAUGAAGUUCCUCCUGUUCACAAACAAGGUGGAAGAGGGCGAAUCGACCAGCGCAGCUACAACCUAAACCACAAAUGAUGUAGUCACAGAGAGGGAAAUGAAUAAGGAUUUUAAAAGUUUUAUAAUAAUGAAAGCGUCCAUGAUUUUGAAAGACUAAGGGGAAGCAUUUUCUAUUUUCAGAUGACCACCACUGGUCAAAUUAUUGUAUAUUUUGUAGUUUCACAUUCAGAUUAC
Labrus bergylta (ballan wrasse) is the source of this 1039-nucleotide messenger RNA. It is a transcript of the gene rom1a, whose product is annotated as retinal outer segment membrane protein 1a. Gene Ontology annotation, biological process: visual perception. The record is from RefSeq and is a predicted model, not a curated record. NCBI's taxonomy places the organism in Eukaryota, Metazoa, Chordata, Actinopteri, Labriformes, Labridae. Gene Ontology annotation, cellular component: plasma membrane.